Messenger RNA from Ostrea edulis (European flat oyster), 5908 nucleotides. RefSeq names its product inverted formin-2-like. Gene Ontology annotation, molecular function: small GTPase binding; actin binding. Gene Ontology annotation, biological process: actin cytoskeleton organization. Bases 1503 to 5429 code for a protein of 1308 amino acids. The transcript is spliced from 15 exons. NCBI's taxonomy places the organism in Eukaryota, Metazoa, Mollusca, Bivalvia, Ostreida, Ostreidae. The record is from RefSeq and is a predicted model, not a curated record.
AAGAUAUUUUUUACUCUUUCAAAAUGAGCCUAGGCGGCUUUCGUAGAUAUCUCUCUAAUUCAGAGAGAUGUCUCUUACUUUAACGAAAUAUCUCUUAAAGUUAAGAUAUAUAUCUCUUAACCUUAAAAUAUAUAUAUCGCUUUAAAGUAAGAGAUACCCUCUUUAAAUUAGAGAGAUAUCUCAAAGUUAAAGAGAUGUCUCUUUUUCGAAUAAAUAUUUAAACGGGUUACCAUACAACUGAGUCACAAUCACAUUUAAAAUACUUUAUAUCUAAAAUAUGCUAACCUACUGAGCUACUCAACUAGGCAAAGUUACAUGUAUCUUAAAUAUUGCCGAUAUUUAAAUUGUCAUCCAUGUUUUAAAAGAAGUCAGUCUUUAUGACGAUGUAGAAAUACCUCAUUAAGACUUGGCUCUCAAGGUCCGGUUUCAAAGUUAAAUCUAGGUCUAGAUCAAUGGAAAAGAUUUCUUAACAGCUCGUGUUCUGAUUUUAAAAAUGAAUGUUGUGAAGAGAUGUCUCGAUUUACCAAGUCACAGUGCAGUUUUUAUCUAUAUUACCCCAUUCAACAAAUAAAAAAAAAACCCAUUUCAUAGCGUGAUGGAAUACCACAGAAAAUAAGGACAUAUUAUCAUAUUUCACAUUUUUGACAUUUCCGAUUAAGUAAGCUCCGAAUACCUACAUUUAAGGCACGCUGUUUAUACAUUUAUUCCGCAUAAAUUGUAUAAGAUAUCUUAUAAAGGUUCUAAAAUAUCUCCUAAAGUUUUUGAGAUAUCUUAUAUCCUUUAAAAGAUAUCUCAUAAAAGAUAUGAGAUAUUUCAUAUUGUUUUUCUUUAUAAGAUAGCUCAUUAAUAUAUGAGAUAUCUUAUAUAGUAUAUACGUAUAAGAUAAGACAUCUCAUAAACUUUAUAAGAUAUAUCAUAAACUUUAUAAUAUAUACCUCGCAUGUAUUAACGUUUUUGAUAUAAGAUAUCUCAUAUACUUUAUAAGAUAUAUCAUAACUUAUAAAAGAAAGUUUAUAAGAUCGCUUAUAUAUUUUAUAAAAUAUUUUUAAAAACAUAUAUGCUAUAUGAAAUAUCUCAUAAACUUUAUAAGAUAUCUUAUAUAUUUUAUAAAAUAUCUCAUAAAUGAAUUUUAUAAGAUAUCUUUUAAACUUUAUAAAGUAUCAUAUGAAUUAACUUUAAUAAGAUAUCUUAUAAUAAAAACAUAUUAGAUAUCUUGUAUGUAUUACAAGAUAUCUCAUAUUAAAAAUAGAAGAUAUCUCAUAAAUUAUGUAAGAUAUCUUUAUAGAGGAAUUGAAUAUAAAUAUGCAAUGCCAUAUCCAUUGCAUAACAUUGUAGAAUGCUUUCGUGACAAAUGUUUAAAUCGUGAAUGAAAAUGUGUAGACGGUCAGGCAUGUCUAACUAAGAUUGAUGGACGAUAUAAAAAAAAAAGAUUGAACAAACUCUUGACAAGUCGUUAAUUUGGAACGUUACCGCUAGCAUGGAGGCCCAAUCUCCAUUAGACCAUGUCGGGAAUUAUCCGCGCACUGAGGCGUGCAGCGGGACGGUUGACAUUUAGACGUAAGAAAAAACGUCGACCAAAACGUUCCCCUGAGCCAUACGCAACAGAAGACUUAGUGGAUACAAACGCACAUUCAAAUAUUGUUGUAAAACGGGACACAGAAGAAGAAAUUGAUCAUUCAAUUUUGGUAGACGUGCAUAGGAACACAACAGACGCAAUUGACGUCAAAAAUUCCGUUGACGUAACCGACAAUAGCAUGGACGAUAAAAGAAAACUAGUCCAGAAGAAAACAUCCGAGGACACAUCAUCGUUAUCAAUGGAUUCUGAUGAAGAGAGGUCUCCAAAUGAUAAAGGCUCAAAAUGGAAAUUUCGAAAGAAAGUGAAAGAAAAGAUUCUUCAGAAGCAGUUUGAUGAAUGUGAGCCUGAGGUAUGUGUAGAUAUGCUGAGAACCCCUACAGUGAAGGCUUUCACAGCCCUCAAAAAGAAACUAAAGAAAACAGAUAAAGCGUGGACUCAAGGCUUCCUUGAUGGCGGAGGCCUCGAUGUCUUGCUUGAUGCUGUCGACAUUAUCGGUGGCCGACGAGUUACGGAAUUGUCCGAAGCCUUGAAGGUCUUGGAGUGUGUCUCUUGUGUUACCAAACUAGUCAAUUCUAAGAUGGGAAUGACGUUCUUGGUUCAGCAUGGCAGUUACACCAAAAAACUAAUUAAGGCUUUGGACACAAAUAACGUAAUGGUGAAAAAACAAGUGUUCGAGUUACUCUCGGCACUCUGUGUAUACUCCGGUGAUGGUUACAGACUGACGAUGGACGCUCUGGAUAGCUUUAAGACACUGAAGAAGCAGAGAUACCGCUUCAGUUUAAUUGUGAAUGAACUGAGAAUGGCGGAUCUGAUACCUUACAAGACCACGUUAAUGGCAUUUGUCAACUGCAUCAUCGUGGCUAAUGAAGAGUUAGAAGACAGAAUGAGAGUCCGUAACGAAUUUAUCGGUUUGAACACACUGGAUUUAAUCAGCAAUUUAAGAAACGAGGACGACGAGGAUUUGAUCAUUCAGUGUGAUGUAUUUGACGACGAAAAGCAGUCAGAUGAUGAAGAAAUGGCCGCCUUGAACCCCGCCUGUGUCGAUAUCAACGACCACAAAGAAAUCUUCAAUGCUCUGUAUCAUAAGGUAUACAAUACUCCACUGGCUGACGUGUUUCUGAAUGUGUUGCAAGCUCUUCUACAAAUUGAACCAGAAAACCCACUUAGUGACGUUCAAUGGAACAUUGUGGAAACUUCUGCAAGACGUGCAUUUCUGAUCGACGAAACACGUGUCAACAAAGUGGGCCUCGGCGGGUCCGAUAUCUUUCCAAAAUAUCCAGGAACGUCCAAAGCAGUUCAGACUGACCCAAUACCAAUCAACAGAACAAUAUCCGAACCAGCACCGGGUAAUAGAGUCCCUAUCAGUCUUCCUAAGGACAAUUCCACAGACUUCAAAAAAGCAUUGGAAGCGAAAUUAAAUCUAAAUCCAAGACCUUCCUGUGAUACUCUUAAAAGAAUCGACAAGGAAAUCGACCAGUGUUUUGAUUUUGUCAAUGACACUUUAACAUCCCCUUCAUACAACAGUGACACAACAUCAUGCUCAUCUCCUCAAUCAGUUUCUUCAGAAGAGAAAAAGAACACCACAGAACUGCCAAUAACGUCAUCUUUAUCCAAAAUGCCUCCACAGAGUGGAGAAUCGACUUUAUCUCCACCACCACCACCACCACCACCGCCGCCGCCGCCGCCACCACCACCUCCUUUUAUGCCAGGUUCCAUUUCAUGCUCUCCACUCAUUCAACCCGGUUCUGUGCCUGUUCCUCCUCCUCCUCCUCCUCCUCCACCACCACCACCCCUCCUACCAGGUAUUGGAUCACUACCACAAAGUACAGUACCACCACCACCACCUCCACCACCCCCUUUUCCUGGCAUGGGGCCUCCCCUUCCUGGUACAAAAGCACCGGUCCCUCCGCCCCCUCCUCCUCCCCCUCUUCCUCCUGGUAUGGGAACCGCCCCUCCCCCACCUCCAGGAUUUGGAUCUCCGGUCCCCCCUCCGCCGCCACCACCACCUGGCUGUGGACCACCUGCUCCACCUCCGCCACCUGGGAUGAUCAAAGCAAGACCAGCACCACUGACAUUUUCCUCUAAUCAGAUGGCCUCCAGUAAAAUGUGGACACCAACUCCGAAGCACAAAAUGAAAACUUUUAAUUGGACGAAGGUUCCGCCUCAUACAAUUUCAUCCCAUGAAAACGUUUGGAAAGAAAUCCUGGAUAUGCAGGAUCACAUAAGUGUGAAAUAUGAAGCCUUAGAACAACUGUUCUGUCAGAAACAAAUCCAGAAAGCAAAAGAAAAUGAGAAAAAUAAAGUGAAGCCACCAUCGGAGAUUUUACUACUUGAUACAAAAAGAAGCAUGAAUGUUAACAUCUUCCUGAAGCAAUUCAAAAAGUGCAGUCAUAGUGAAAUUAUGUCCAUGAUUGAAGCGGGCGAUACGGUUACCAUUGGCCAAGAGCGGCUGCGCGGUUUGCAAAAAAUACUUCCAGAAACAGAUGAGGUUAACAUGCUCAAAAGUUUUGAGGGAGACAAAGAGAAGCUUGGAAAUGCAGAGAAAUUUUUCCUCACUCUUAUCCAAUUACCGGCCUUCAAAAUCCGCAUUGACGGCCUGGUUUUAAAAGACGAGUUCAAUGUCACUCUGGACUCGCUCUUACCAAAUAUCAGUGCUUUUGUGAGCGCCUGCCAACAUCUCUUGGAGAACGAGUCCUUCAAAAUGUUUUUGCGAUAUGUCUUGCACGCUGGAAAUUUCAUGAAUUCGGGAGGGUACGCCGGCAAUGCUAUGGGUUUCCGGAUCAACUCUUUGAACAAAUUGAUGGACACCAGAGCCAACAAGCCGCGGGUUACCCUUCUUCACUACCUCGUGGGUGAGGCUGAAAAGGAAAACAAAGAUGCCCUUGCUUUUGUGGAGGAGAUGUCUCCAGAUCUGACUAAAGCGUCAAAGUUGACUGUGGAUGCAUUAACGAAUGAAGUGAAACAAACAAAAACCAGUGUCACUAAGCUCCAUAAAGAUUUGGCAGACUGUCCCGAUGACGUCAAGAACCAGCUUAAAACUUUCAUACAGGAUGCUGAAAAGGAAAUGGCAACACUGGACAAUGGCUUGCAGAAAAUAACGGAUUUGACAAAACAACUGAUCAGUUACUUCUGUGAAAAUGAGAACAGUUUCAAAAUGGAGGAGUGCAUCAGCAGCAUGCAUACGUUCUGUGAUCGCGUGAAACAGUGUCAGAAGGAGAAUAUUCAGAGGAAACAACAAGAAGAAAAAGCAGAGCGCAGGAAAAAACAGCAACAGGAAAUGGCACAGAAACGGGCCAAUAAAACUUCAACAGUGAUAGAACCAGAGGAGGAUGGCUGCAUUAUAGACCGUUUACUGCAAGAUAUUAAAAAGGGAUUCAAACUCCGUAAAACAACACCUUCGCCUUCCUCAGCGAAAACGGAAGUAAAGAAUUCUUCCCAUUCUUCACCUAAACGUAUUGUGAAAAUGGCAUCAUCUCCUUUGAUAGAUGUAAAAUCUUUAAAAGAUUCUUCAUCUUCUGUUGAAUCUGUGAAGGAAAAAACUGAAGAAAAUAACCAAAACAUAGAUUCUGACCCUUCUAAUUCAUCGAAGAAAUCGGACUCCGUUAAAAUGAAUUCAGAACAGUCUGAACUGAAGCUUGAAACUGAGAGUAAAAUAGAAAAUUCUGUGGAUGGAGAACUAUUGAGUAAUGAAAUGGGCUCCAAGACUGAACAACAUGCGGCAAAUCCUUUAUUGGAUAACAAAUCUUUAACUAAUGGCGGUGAAAACGCUGUUUCGAAUGAUAACGGUUCUGUUGCUCAAAUCCCUGGAGAAAUUAUGCUCACAACAAUAGACAAUACCGAUUCUCUUGUGUGAAUAGAACGUACCAUAAACGUAUCUACUUCGUCUAACACACAAAUAUAUAUAUGACAAUAAUGAAGCCAGUAGUCUUCAGUGUCAGAAAGUUUUCAUGUAUGUAAAUGUAUAUGAUACAUACAUAUAUAUAUAUAUAUAUAUAUAUAUAUAUAUAUAUGAGAUGGUUGAAUUAACAGUAUGCUAGAUUUUUUAUAAUUGCGAUAAACUAGAGGGGGAAAUUCCGUGAGAAUCUAUUAUUGUCAAGUUUUAUAAUACGUCUACUUGUAAUUCAUGUGCAGUAGUGGGGUGUAGCAUAAGAGACAAACAUGCUGACGCACAAAAACAAAAAAACCAUAACAAAAUAACUGAUGCUGUGUGUGGUUUGCUCAUCUGUUAUAUUUUGAUUUAAAAAUAAUUGCGAGCGAAUUAAUCAAGUACACAAUCAACGUAUAUUCAAUACAAAAACAUUUUAUUUAAUAAAUGGAUACAACAUUGGAGAA